UCUUUUAUGUUUCAAGCCACUCUUGAGACAAGAAAAAUACCACCCAAAAUAAUUUGCUUCCCUCUCUUUCCCUUCAAUUUGUUAUUUUUUCUUUUUGAUUCUACAAAAACAAGGAAAAGAACCAGUUUUUUUCUUCUGAUCUUUGAUAGCUAAAAAAGGGUUCUUCAGUUUAUAUUUAGCAUUACAGUUCUUCAAUUCUUUUUUUUUUCCUUCCAAAAAUGUCACCAUUUUAGCUACCAAUUGCUGCUUUAUACCUUCUCUGUCUGUAUCUUUCCUUGUUUGAGAACAAGUUCUUCAGCUCUCUGGGUUUUUUUUUUCAUUAUCAAACAUGUCUGCUAAAUCCAAAUCUGAAACUCCAAGCAAGGUUUCACCAGCAACACCUAGAGUGGCAAGUAAACUAAGCAAGGGAUUGGCUAAAUCAGAGCCUGAUUCGCCUUCUCCUUUGCAGAGUACUCGCCAUUUGGUGGAUCGAUCCCUGCGAUCAUCGCUUAAUUCGAAGCCGCUAAAUUCGAAGCCUUCGAUUGAUCGGAAAUCGCCGAAGGCCGCCGCCCCGGCUGAAAAACCGCAAACUCGGGUCGGAAAGGGAUUGGAGUUGCAGGCGCAGUUGAAUGUGGUUCAGGAGGAUUUGAAGAAAGCAAAGGAGCAAAUAGAAUUGAUCGAGAAAGAGAAGGUGCAAGCAAUCGAUGAACUGAAAGAAGCGCAGAAGGCGGCCGAAGAAGCGAAUGAAAAGCUUAGGGAGGCUGUUGUGGCGCAAAAGCGAGCCGAAGAGAGCUCCGAGAUCGAGAAGUUCCGUGCCAUUGAGUUGGAGCAGGCGGGGAUCGAGGCUGCCCGUAAGAAAGAUGAAGAAUGGGAGAAAGAAAUUGAGUCGGUGCGGAACCAGCAUGCUUUGGAUGUGGCUGCGCUUCUCUCGAACACUGAGGAGCUUCAAAGGGUGAAGCAGGAACUUGCUGCGACUUGUGAUGCGAAGAACCGAGCGUUGAGCCAUGCUGAUGAUGCAACCAAGAUUGCUGAAAUGCAUGCCGAGAAGGUGGAGAUUCUUUCGGCUGAAUUGGUUCGGUUGAAGUCCUUGCUUGAUUCGAAGCAUGAAACCGAGGCUAAUGAGAACAAUGAAAUGGUGUUGAAUCUUAAGGCCGAGAUAGAAUCGUUGAAACGAGAACUCGAGAAAGCAAAGAUCUACAAGGAGAAGUUGAUGGAAAAGGAAGCUGUCAUUGAACAACUUAAUGUUGAGUUAGAAGCUGCGAGAAUGGCUGAAUCUUAUGCGCGCAAUGUAUUAGAGGAAUGCAAAAAUAGGGUCGAAGAAUUAGAAAUGCAGAUUGAGGAAACGAAGAAGUUGGAACGAUCAGCAUCGGAAUCUCUGGAAUCGGUUAUGAAGCAACUAGAGGACAACAACGAUGCACUGCAUGAUGCUGAAUCUGAAAUUGCUGCUCUUAAAGAGAAGGUCGGAUUAUUGGAAAUGACAAUCAGUAGACAAAGAGGCGAUCUUGAGGAAUCUGAACGUCGCAUUCAUAAGGCAAAGGAAGAAACUGCAGACGCAGAGAAAUUGGUCGACUCUCUAAAGUCCGAGUUAGAAACUAUGAAGGAAGAAAAGAUCCAAGCUCUAGAUAACGAGAAGCUUGCGGCUUCCAGCGUUCAAGUUCUUUUGGAAGAGAAGAACAAACUCAUUAAUGAGUUGGAAAAUUCUCGGGAUGAGGAAGAGAAGAGCAAGAAAGCAAUGGAAAGCUUAGCUUCGGCAUUACACGAAGUUUCUGCAGAAGCUAGGGAAGCUAAGGAGAAGCUGUUAUCGAGUGCAGCCGAGCAUGAACAUUACGAGGCGCAGUUAGAGGAUAUAAGAUUGGUCUUGAAAGCAAAAAAUGAUAAGUACGAAACCAUGCUUGAUGAUGCAAAGAAUGAGAUCGAUCUUCUUACAAAUACCAUUGAACAGUCCAAGAACGAAUACCAGAAUUCGAAAAUCGAAUGGGAACAGAAAGAAAUGCAUUUAGUAGAUUGCAUAAAAAAAUCGGAAGAAGAAAGCUCUUCUCUCGAAAAAGAAGUUAAUAGGCUGGUGAAUUUGUUGAAACAAUCCGAGGAAGAAGCUUCGGCAUCGAAGGAAGAAGAAGCUCAGUUGAAAGAGAGCCUAAAGGAAGUCGAAUCCGAGGUGAUUUAUUUGCAAGAAGCUCUAAAGGAGGUCAAAACUGAGAGCAUGAAAUUGAAGGAGAGUUUAUUGGACAAAGAAACGGAAUUGCAGAGUGUCACUCAAGAAAACGAGGAACUCCGAGCUAAGGAAGCUGCUUCUCUUAAGAAAAUCGAGCAGUUGUUGAAGUUGUUAGAAGAAGCUACAAUCGAAAAGCAAAAUGAGGAGAACGGAGAGUUAUCGGACAGUGAGAAGGACUAUGAUUUGCUGCCUAAGGUAGUUGAAUUCUCUGAAGACAAUGGACAUGGAAGUGAAGAAAAGCCUAAGCUAGAGCUGUCAUCGGAACAACCAGAUGAGCUGAAAAAAGAAUCCCGGGACCUAAACGAUGACUCGAAAGAUGAGCCUCUUCAAGCAGAGCGUGCCAAAGAGGAGAACUUGAAUGGAAAAGCGAACAACAACGAAACGAAAGGCAAAGAGGAUGAAUCAGUUGAAGUUGAAUUCAAAAUGUGGGAAAGCUGCAAAAUCGAAAAGAAAGAAUUUUCACCCGAAAGGGAAACCGAGCAAGAAUCCUUCGACGAGGAAGUAGAGUCAAAGGUGGAGAACACCGAAGCUGAAGGCUUUGAUCAAAUAAACGGUUCGACGGAAAAUGCUGACGACGGCAAAAUCUCCCCAUCAAAGCAGCAGCAGCAACAGCAACAGCAACAACAACAACAAAAAAAGAAGAAGCCUCUACUCCGUAAAUUCGGGAGCCUACUGAAGAAGAAAGGAAGUAACAACCCGAAGUAGAUAACGAAAAACCCGAAACCCGAAAUCCGUAAUGGCAUGACUUUUAGCCUUACCAGCAAGCAGGUAUAGCAGAUAAUGUCUUGCAAGCUGAAUGUGUUUUGAUUCACUUGUUUUGUUUGUUUUUUCUUUUAAAAAUGUCCUCAAAUAGAAUUUAAAAUUGAAGAGGGUUGUAUUCAACGUUUAGUUUCUCCUUCUUAUUUUUUUUAAUUUGAUUCUCCAUAUUGGAUAGUA
This is a messenger RNA of Gossypium raimondii (Peruvian cotton), 3127 nucleotides long. RefSeq names its product WEB family protein At3g02930, chloroplastic. The record is from RefSeq and is a predicted model, not a curated record. Gene Ontology annotation, biological process: reciprocal meiotic recombination. NCBI's taxonomy places the organism in Eukaryota, Viridiplantae, Streptophyta, Magnoliopsida, Malvales, Malvaceae. The transcript is spliced from 3 exons. Bases 329 to 2896 code for a protein of 855 amino acids.